Theobroma cacao (cacao) is the source of this 1386-nucleotide messenger RNA. RefSeq names its product annexin-like protein RJ4. Gene Ontology annotation, biological process: response to water deprivation; response to heat; response to salt stress. The record is from RefSeq and is a predicted model, not a curated record. Gene Ontology annotation, molecular function: calcium ion binding; calcium-dependent phospholipid binding; phosphatidylserine binding. Lineage: Eukaryota; Viridiplantae; Streptophyta; Magnoliopsida; Malvales; Malvaceae. Gene Ontology annotation, cellular component: plasma membrane; cytoplasm.
AAUCAGAAAAGAAUAAAGGGUAUCUGCUAAAUUUUUAAUUCAAUGCAAUAAAAAGCAGAGCUAGCUGGGUUGAAAAGCAUGAUAAACUUGAGCUGGCGUCAACUUCAACAUUGGGUAUCAUACACAAUUUCUUUUGCUAUAAAUAGGGAGGUAGAGGAGCAAGUUUUCUUCACCUAGCCUUUAGUUUUUGUACGUAAUUAAUUAGAUUAGAGAGUUCAGAGAUCAAACCAAUGGCAACCCUCAUUGCUCCUGACCACCCUUCUGCUGUUGAAGAUGCUGAAGCCCUUCAAAAGGCUUGUAAAGGAUGGGGGACUGAUGAGAAGGCUAUAAUUUCAGUUCUGGGUCAUAGAAAUGCAGCUCAGAGAAAGCAAAUCAGGCUAGCUUACGAAGAGCUGUACCAGGAAGAUCUCAUCAAGCGUCUUGAAUCAGAGCUUUCUGGUGAUUUUGAGAAAGCUGUGUAUCGUUGGGUACUGGAUCCAGCAGAUCGAGAUGCUGUCCUAGCUAAUGUUGCCAUAAAGAAAAUUAGCCCUGAUCACCAUGUGAUCAUUGAAAUUUCGUGCACCAGAUCCCCUGAAGAGCUGUUGGCUGUGAGAAGAGCCUAUCAGGCUCGUUACAAGCAUUCCCUGGAGGAAGAUGUUGCUGCUCAUACCAAGGGAGACAUCCGAAAGCUCUUAGUUGCCUUGGUGAGUGCAUUCAGAUAUGAUGGGGAGGAGAUAAAUACCAGACUAGCAAAUUCUGAAGCCAAUAUUCUUCAUGAUGCUAUCAAAGACAAGGCUUUCAACCAUGAAGAAGUUAUCAGGAUCCUGAGUACAAGGAGCAAGAUGCAACUCAUGGCAACUUUCAACCGCUACAGAGAUGAUCAAGGCACUUCCAUCACCAAGAAAUUGCUAGGUGAGUCAGGUGAUGAAUUCCUGGUGGCACUGCGUACUGCAGUUCGAUGCCUCAAUGACCCGAAAAAGUACUUCGAAAAGGUUUUGCGCAAUUCGAUCAAACGGAUCGGAACUGAUGAGGAUGCUCUUACCAGAGUGAUCGUUACAAGGGCUGAAAAGGACCUGAAAGAGAUCAAAGACCUUUACCACAAGAGAAACAGUAUGCCUCUUGAACAAGUUGUCGCCAAGGACACCUCAGGCGACUACAAGGCCUUCCUUCUUACUUUGUUGGGGAAGGAAGAUUGAUAUCUUCAUUGGCCAUUUGCUGGUUUUAAUUAAGUGGUGUUGUUUACUUUGGUGGAACCUUGUUGAUCUGAGCGACUACCAUCUUGAACCCUGUUUAAGUUCUAUGUGGCGUGACAAAAUUUAUCCAUGUAUUUCCAUUUCGUAUGGUGUUUUUUUAAUGGUGUGGAAGGUCUUGUUGUCUAAUGGCAUAUACAGUGAGCUUCGAAAAACA